Molecule: messenger RNA, 1184 nt
Organism: Hydra vulgaris (swiftwater hydra)
Lineage: Eukaryota; Metazoa; Cnidaria; Hydrozoa; Anthoathecata; Hydridae
Product: actin-related protein 2/3 complex subunit 2
Biological process (GO): actin filament polymerization; Arp2/3 complex-mediated actin nucleation
Cellular component (GO): Arp2/3 protein complex; actin cytoskeleton
Molecular function (GO): actin filament binding; structural constituent of cytoskeleton
Source: RefSeq, a predicted model, not a curated record
UAGGUUUUGAGACAGCGAGAAAGAUCGACUCCCGAUCUAUAGUAAAACAAAAUUUUAUCGCUUGUUACUUUCUGUCUCACUCAGUUACUGAAGAUGAUUCUUUUAGAAAUUAAUAACAACAUAGUUGAAGAAGCAUUAAGGUCGAGACUAUCUAGUCCAAAACCAGAAGCAAUAGACAUCAAAGUAGCUGAUUUUGAUGGAUGUAUUUUUCAUGUUGGAAACAAAGAUGGCGAUAAAUCAAAAAUAAUUGUUAGUAUUUCAUUGAAAUUUUACAAACAGUUGCAACAGCAUGGAGCAGAUGAAUUAAUCAAGCAAAUUUAUGGUGAAUUCCUCACUCAACCAGAACCAGGCUUUGAUGUUACAUUGCUUCUUGAUUUGGAUAAACUACCAGAAGACAAAGAACCUCUUAUCAAAAAGAUUGGUUUAUUAAAGCGAAAUUGUUUUGCUUCUGUUUUCGAAAGAUAUUUUAACUUUCUUGAAAAAGAAGAAGAGAGUAAGGAAACUGCUGUAAUACAUUAUCGUGAAGAUGAAACAAUGUAUGUUGAGGCAAAAGCAGACAGAGUUACUAUUAUAUUCAGUACUGUGUUUAAAGAUGAUGAUGAUGUCAUUAUUGGAAAAGUGUUUAUGCAGGAGUUUAAAGAAGGUCGACGUGCCAGCCAAACAGCUCCACAAGUAUUGUUUAGCCAUAAAGAACCACCACGAGAACUUGAAGGAACAGAUGCUGCACGCGGAGACAAUAUUGGAUAUAUUACAUUUGUGUUGGAGAAGCGACAUACAAACCUAAAAGCCCGUGAAAACACAAUAAAUUUGAUUCAUACUUUCAGAAAUUAUUUGCAUUAUCAUAUCAAGUGUUCAAAGGCAUAUCUUCAUUCGCGCAUGCGUGCUAAGACUACAGAUUUUAUUAAAGUUUUGAACCGAGCUCGACCUGAAGUAAAAACAGUAGAAAAGAAAACUAUCACUGGUCGUACUUUCACUCGCCAAUAAAAACGCGAAAUAAUAAAGUGAUGAAUUGUUGGGCGUAUUAAAUGAAAUAAAUAAGUAAAUUUUGUAUUGUUUUUAUUAUAAUUAUUAUUGUUAAUUUAAUUACUUUUGAAAUAUUAUGUUGUUUGUAAAUAAGUUUUUUUUUUUUAAUGAGUAAAAAAGCUUGUAAAAAAGUCGAACUCUUUGCGUAAGUAUUUGUAGAA